AUGGAACUUCUGAAACCGCUCACUUUGCAGGCACGUUGCUCUGUGUGGGAGAGCCUCGCAGGAGGACUCGCAUUCCAAUCCUCCUUGAGUUCAAAGAGCACGCUGCCGGCCCAUCACUACAUCGGGAAGCCGAAUGUCAUGGUGAGCCACUGCUGGUCUAGCCCAUACACGCAGCUCAUGGCCAUUUUGAAGCGCCACGACGAGAACACGAACAAGAACAACUUCUUCUGGAUCGAUAUCUUCAGCAUGAACCAGCACGACUUCGCUGACUUGUCUGGAGUUCAUCCUUCCGACGGCGUGCAGCGCACCGCAAGCGUGUAUGAUACCAUGCUCCAGGCCCUGACGCGCUCCAUCGAAGUUCCCGGCCGCAUGUUGCUGGCCCUGCUCCCUCAUCAGCACCCGGCUCUUUUGUCAAGGGCCUGGUGCUUGUAUGAGAUCUACAUUGCCUGGAAAGUCGGGGCAGAAGUGUACUGUGGCUUCGUCCCGGAUGCCGAGCGAUCCGUGAAGCGGAGCCUCCUUGAAGAUGAGACCCUGAUCCAGGAGGUGCUUGACUCCGUGGAUGCCGAGAAGUCCCAGGCCACCGUACAAAGUGACCGUGAGAUGAUCAUGGACUUCAUCUCGGCAGCCGGCGUGGAGAGGUUCAAUGCUUUUGUGCGGGAGCAGCUCGAGGCCUCUCUGCGCAUGGUUGCCGUCACCACCCUGCUGAAUGUCAGUGUUGGAGACGAGGUGGAAUCGGAUCCAUGCAGUCCAUGCAGCCCUAGCUCCGACUUGACCCGGAGCCAGUUCGUUCAUGCCGACAUCGCCUUCCACUCAGAGGAGGAAGUUUUUUCAACCUAG
Messenger RNA from Symbiodinium natans, 837 nucleotides. NCBI's taxonomy places the organism in Eukaryota, Dinophyceae, Suessiales, Symbiodiniaceae. The record is from the annotation of a GenBank genome assembly.